UCUGUCAUCGUUCUGUAUCCGCGUGUGUACACGAUAUCUAAGGCAAUUCAUUCGUUAGAAGUGCAGUUACGAUAGGCAACGUGUCUCGGAGCUACACCGCCAGUUUACCACAUUCGUCGAUGUGGUUCGGGCUAGUCGGUUUCGUCCCACCGUUCGUUCGAGGAUUAAAAGCGCGGCUCGUCGCAUUACGUAUUGCCGGACGGGAAUUUAAAUGAUCGCUCGCUCAUUCGUCGUGUGAUACAAGCGCGUGCGCGUUCUCUCACUGUUUCGCGGAGCUUUGAAAAAAGAGAGGUAUACGCGAAUGGAUUACUUGUUGAAUGUAAGUGAUAUAGUGCACGUGGAGCAAAAAGUGUAGAAACACGGGUCUGUUCAAACCGCUACGUUUUUCCUGAUCGCCGUUCAAUAACAAGGACUAUUUAACGGAAUCCAGAAUAGUAUUAUCUUCAUUUCCCAUAGGACCGCUUAAAGACUUGCUUCCUUUUUUGCUCCUUUUAACAAGUUUCGUUGGAAAAAGAUAAUAACAAUAAAAGAAACGUAAAACCGUUCAUACGUCAUGCACGAUCUUUCAAAAUUGGAUGGCGACGAUGUCGGGGCCAAACUGCUUGUGAAGAGAAAAGAUACACAGGCAUUCCGCGAAAGAACUAAGAGGGAUGCCCUGAACGAGCUCCAACAGGAGUUGCACAAACUCGAGGUGAGCGCGACAGGAGAGGACCAACAGGAGAUUCAUCGGCAAUUGGAAGGCUUCACUCACCUCUUCAAACGAUUUCUCCAAGAGGAAGGGCCUUCGCUACAAUGGGACGGCAUACAAAAGCUGCCCGACGAUGCGAUAAGAGAUUACAAUUCUUUGCCAACUCCGGAAGGAGAAGAAAUCAAAGCCCUUUUAAAUAAGUUAAUUGUUAUAAAAUUGAAUGGUGGAUUGGGAACUAGCAUGGGUUGCCAUGGACCAAAAUCUGUAAUAGAAGUACGCAACGGACUUACAUUUCUUGAUCUCACUGUACAGCAAAUUGAGUAUUUAAAUAAGGUUUAUAAUGCGAAUGUACCUCUUAUUUUAAUGAAUUCCUUUAACACGGACGACGAGACGCAACGGAUUAUCAGAAAAUACAGAGGAAUAGAUGUUGUUAUUCAUACAUUUAAUCAAAGUUGUUACCCUCGUAUUAACAGAGAUUCCCUACUUCCAAUUGCAAAACACUGUGAUAUUUCUGAUGAUAUUGAAGCGUGGUAUCCUCCUGGCCAUGGAGAUUUUUAUGAAAGUUUCCGAAAUUCGGGUUUAUUGAAAGAAUUUAUAGAAGAGGGUCGCGAAUAUUGCUUUAUUUCAAACAUCGAUAAUUUGGGUGCUACUGUAGAUUUCAAAAUUUUGAAAUUACUGCUAGAUAAGCGUGAAGCAUCACCUCUUGAAUUUGUUAUGGAAGUUACUGAUAAAACUCGAGCCGACGUUAAGGGUGGAACGUUAAUUAAAUACGAGGAUAAGCUCCGCCUUCUUGAAAUCGCACAAGUUCCAAAAGAACACGUAGAUGAUUUCAAAUCUGUGAAAACAUUUAAGUUUUUCAAUACAAACAAUUUAUGGAUAAAACUCAGCGCUAUUGAGAGAGUAUUGGGAAAAAAUUCUUUGAACAUGGAAAUUAUUGUCAAUGAUAAAACUUUUUCGAAUGGUUUGAAUAUCAUUCAAUUAGAAACAGCUGUAGGAGCUGCAAUGAAAUCAUUUGAAGGAAGUAUCGGUAUUAAUGUUCCGCGCAGUAGAUUCUUACCAGUGAAGAAAACUUCAGAUUUAAUGCUUGUUAUGAGCAAUUUAUAUACUCUUCGCAAUGGUUCAUUAGUAAUGAGCCCUCAACGAAUGUUCCCUACAACACCUCUUAUAAAAUUGGGCGAUAAUCACUUUGCAAAGGUUAAAGAAUUUCUAACUAGAUUUCCAACUAUACCAGAUCUUCUGGAAUUGGAUCAUCUUACAGUGUCUGGUGAUGUCACUUUCGGAAGGGGUGUAACUCUUAAAGGGACUGUGAUCAUUAUUGCCAAUCAUGGAGAGCGUAUUGAUCUUCCAUCAGGUACAAUUUUAGAAAACAAAAUAGUUUCUGGUAAUCUACGUAUUUUGAAUCACUAAAUAACAUAUAAAACAUUUAUCUGUUGCUCUUAACACUUUACCUGCGGGCAUUUUCGGCGCGAGCUUACGCGAUAAUAUCUGUCGUUUCGUCACUGUUAUUAUCACAAUCUGACAAACAAUCAGUGUAUAAAUCCUCGUCCUUUCUCUUGCGCGCUAUGUAGGUAUUUAAAUUUUUAAAUUAUGCCGUAAAAUAUGUUACAAAGAAUUUCACUGCACAACGCAAUCUGAAAUGGCUGAAAUACUAAUUCCAAAUGAAAAGGACUAUACCUACCUACCAUGUUCGAUAUGUGCUUUAAACUGUCGCGGUAGGCGCCACCCAACCUGCGGUAUGCGAAUGGGUUUCCCUUGUCCUAUGGACAUACGUGAUACGUAUCACGUAUACGUGACUCCCGCAGGUAAAGUGUUAAUAUAAAAACCAAGAAAGAAAUGCAUAUAGUGUACAUUCAUUUAUAAAUAA
This is a messenger RNA of Habropoda laboriosa, 2552 nucleotides long. RefSeq names its product UTP--glucose-1-phosphate uridylyltransferase (gene UGP). The record is from RefSeq and is a predicted model, not a curated record. Gene Ontology annotation, cellular component: cytoplasm. The transcript has 11 exons. NCBI's taxonomy places the organism in Eukaryota, Metazoa, Arthropoda, Insecta, Hymenoptera, Apidae. Gene Ontology annotation, molecular function: UTP:glucose-1-phosphate uridylyltransferase activity. Gene Ontology annotation, biological process: UDP-alpha-D-glucose metabolic process; glycogen metabolic process. Bases 554 to 2095 code for a protein of 513 amino acids.